Molecule: messenger RNA, 1933 nt
Organism: Aedes albopictus (Asian tiger mosquito)
Lineage: Eukaryota; Metazoa; Arthropoda; Insecta; Diptera; Culicidae
Product: protein artichoke
Exons: 2
Coding region: 245-1753 (502 amino acids)
Cellular component (GO): extracellular matrix
Molecular function (GO): protein binding
Source: RefSeq, a predicted model, not a curated record
ACUUCAGUCGAAGUAGAAUGCUCCCUGAGCGCUGUGCACCUAGCGCGGAAUAGUCAGCGAUGACCCCUGAAUCUCGCUUAUCGCUCUCUCUCUCUCGCAACAGGGGGAAUUCCCUUGUGGACGUGGCCCAGCCCAUACGGCUGAGGUUUGCGUUUGGAGCCGUUUGCGAGAUCAUUUCAAGUUUGCGGUUCGGUACGGAAGAGUGGAUUUUGCUUGCAACUCGUCUCGGUUUGAUCUAAAAGAAAUGGGAAGAGUCGGUUUGCUGUGUGUUUUGUGGAUUUGGUCCAUCAUCGGAGUGGCAUCUGCAAGAGAGGUGAUCAACUGCUUGGAUGGCAAUAAAUGUACUGAUGUACAUGUAGUUGUUCAAGGACCGCAGGAUGUCGCUGCUGUUAUGCGUAGUCAUGCAAACUCAAGGAAAGUGGACUUUCAUGGAAAUCUAUUAUCACAGUUUAUCGAUAGUUACGCUCAAAGUCCCUUGGUUCGAUGGGAAAAGUUAAACAUUUCCUAUAAUUUGCUCGAGGAUGAUUUUUUUGUAAAAUUGCAAAGCCCUCAACUCAAAUCUGUCGAUAUAACGUACAAUUUGUUAACAACUGUUACAGUACCCCCUUCAGUAGUAGAGUUCAUAGCCGAAAGAAAUAAUUUAACCAGUAUCACAAUCAGUUCGAGAAUAUUGGAGAGGUUAAUUCUACCGAAGAACAAACUGGACUCAUUAAGACAAUUCAAAAAUCUACCGCGGUUGACAGAGCUAGACUUAUCAUGUAAUCAACUGGAAAAACUUAACUUGGAUGAGCUUUCGUCAAUGCCGAGCCUUACCUCUCUAAACAUGGCGAACAACCGAAUCCACAUUGUCGAAGGUAACCGGCAAUUUGCAUCACUGCAGUAUCUAGACUUGUCCAGUAAUUUACUGACAAUGGUCGAUGAGCCAUUUGCGAGUUUUCCAAUUAUCAAACACCUGUACCUUCAGAACAACAAAAUUGUCAUGUGGGUCAAAGAAUUUCCCGUACCGAGAAGUCUACAGAUAAUUAACAUACAUAACAAUGAUUGGGAAUGUGGCAAUGUGAAUACUCUUAAACAAAAAAUCGCGAAUAAAAUAGUCCAAGGAUCAGAAAAUGUUGCCUGCACACCCGCAGAUUCUCCUUAUGCCGAUCGAGUGAUCAAGUACCGGAAGCAGGAGUUCUAUGCCCUUAAGACAGGAGCAGCGCAGCGAGAUGGCAAUAUUUCGUGUGAAUCGUACAAGCCCAAUCCAUGCGACGGGGAUGACAACCGAGUCUAUGAGGUGGCCAGAUCGGCAAUGAAUAGCGUUGAAAAUUUUGCUAAGCAAAGCAUGCAACAACUUCAGGGUGAAUUAGUGCGUCAGCACAAUUAUAUAACUUCAAUCCAACAGCAAAUUGUAACAGAACAACAGAAAUACGACCAGCUCAACCGUGAAAACUCUGAUUUGGUAAACUACAUCGAUAAUGAGUAUAAGGACGCACGACUCAGCGGCAAGAGUGAUGCAGCUACUCAGUUGAAUGAAAUAUUCGAACAUUAUGAGCGAGAGAACGCAAAACUGAAGAGCGAAAUUAAAGCCGAGGAACUUAGAAAUGCGGACAAGUUGAAUGAAUUAACGACAGUCGAGAAUGACAUAGAGGAUUUGGAAUACCAGAAGAACAACUUGCUUAAGGAGCUAGACCUGCGAAACAGUACUGUGAUGGGCUACCAAGCUAAAAUCGACGAAUUAAAGUUGAAACUCCAGAAAGUACCAUCUUCAUGAGUAAUGACUCAUCGAUAUAAUUUGUAAUGAUCAUGCUGGAACAAUAAACAUUCAUCGCAGAUCGACGGUGGAAUUGUAUAUGUAGCACUGACUUUGUUUUAUUUGAUGCGAUUAUUCAUUCGUUGAUAUAUUUGCUAGCAAAAUAAAUACUCACAGUGAUUGAAGACCACUUCCAUUGAA